Molecule: messenger RNA, 1253 nt
Organism: Didymodactylos carnosus
Lineage: Eukaryota; Metazoa; Rotifera; Eurotatoria; Philodinida; Philodinidae
Source: the annotation of a GenBank genome assembly
UAACUUUGCAAAGAAAGAUUGUGUAGAGCUGGGAGAUAUCUCAUUUUAAUCAGAAAUUUGCGCGCUACAAUCAUGCCUUAUUAAGAAAAGGUUUUGGUUAUUUUUUAGAGUUCUUCAAAAUUUGGUUUUUCAGAAAAUCAGGUCUUCAAGAGCCAUGGGUACGAAUCCUUUUAGGCCUUUUUACUACCUCAAUAUAUACUAUCGAUUGGCAUAUGAGCGAAAGAAAACUGAGUUGAACAUCUCAGAGGGUUUCCUCGUUAGCAAAAUCCUGGCUACGGGCCUGGAAAUGUAUAAAAAAUAUAUUUUAUGUUUUCUUCAUGUUGUAGUUUAAUUUAUAUUUUUAGAUUGUCGAUUAAUCAAUCAUCGGCACUCUUGUUUAUAAAAGACACAAAACUAAUCAGUUCACUAAUGUCUACAUUAAAUAUAAACUCUAAUAUGAUGAAUACAAUUGUACAAUAUAUGAUUGAAAAUCCUUUGUACAAAUUAGAUAAGCCAUCGGUGGUAGAGAAGGAAAUUGAUUUCAACACCAUUGAUUAACAUAUGUCGUUUUUCUCGUUUUUUUUCUUGUUUUGUUUUUCUAAUUACUGUUACAUUACAAUAAAAAACAAGAUAUAAAAAUAAAGCAGACACGCUGUAUAAACUCGAUAUGAAACAAUGUUUACUCUAGACUUGUAACUUAAUUUCUUUCUUAUUGUAGAUUAAUAAUGACGCUCACAUUCAAUUCGGAGAACAAUAUUAUUCUUACCCAACGUUCAGUUCAAUUAGCCACAAAAGAUUUGUUAGAAUCCAAUGUUAUCCCUUUAGAUAAAUUGAAACAGUAUAUAAGAAGACAUUCGAUUGCAGUUGAAUAUAAAGUAUUUGUUUGGAAACUUUUAUUGGGUAUUGUAUCACCUUACAGAGAAACUCGUUCUUUUAAAGAUAAUAUAAAUCAUGAAAUUUAUAGUAAACUACUCGCAACAUUGGAAACAUGUCGAAUUCUUACUCCGACAACACCAUUAUUACACAAAUAUUUAUACAUGUAUUUACUGCAAAAAAAUAAUUCAACUUACCUACCAGUUCAAACUAUCAAUGAAUAUGAACAUUUUUUUGAAAUUGGCAAUUUUGUUUGUUUGUUCAAUGAUAAUGAUCCGGUAAAAAAUCACCGUCAACAUACCAAUGAUCGUCUCGAUGUUGAAUGUUGGAUGAUUACAUGUUCAAUGUAUGAAAAAUUUUCCAAAUUACUCAAACGAAGUGCUCAUCUUGUAUGUAACUAG